UGAAUUCACACAACUUUUAUCACAUUCUCGUACACUUAUUAGUGUCCUUUUGAAUACACACGAAAUGUCAGCUGUGAUUAUCUUAGAGGAAGAUUUUGGGAAAACAAAGGACGGUUUAUCUGUAAAAAGGUUUACACUGAAGAAUCAAAACAAUGUUACAAUACGGAUAAUCAGUUAUGGAGCCAUAGUAACCGACAUUCUAGUCCCAGACAGGAAAGGCAACGUACAGGACAUAAACUUAGGGUUUGAUGAUAUUAAAGGUUACGAAAGUCCACGUCAGAGAUAUUUUGGUGCUUUGUGUGGUAGAGUCGUAAAUAGAAUUGCUGAUGGAAAGUUUACACUAGAUGGAACUGAAUAUAAACUUGCGAUUAAUAAUGGUCCUAACCAUCUUCAUGGAGGAUUGAAAGGUUUUGAUAAGGUUGUAUGGAAAGCUGAUGUUAAAGAUUCAAAAGUAGUGAUGUCGUACACAAGUCCCGAUGGUGAAGAAAAUUACCCUGGGGAACUGACUACGUCUGUAACAUACAAACUGACCAAUGACAACGAAUUUAUUAUAGAUUAUACAGCCACUACUAGUAAAGCCACGCCAGUUAAUUUAACCAAUCAUUCCUAUUUUAACCUUGCUGGACAAGGUUCUCAUAAUAUAGAUGAUCACGUUAUCAAGGUCAAUGCUGACUAUUAUACUCCUUUGAACGAAAACGUCAUUCCAACAGGCGAAAUUGCUCCUGUUGAAGGAACACCAUACGAUAUUCGGACAGCAGUACGGCUAGGGGAUCGGAUAAAAAAUGUCAACAAUGGAAAGGGGUUUGACAUAAAUUUUUGUGUAGGAAAAACUGGCGAAAUGAAAAAAUGUGGAAGAGUAGAACAUCCACCUUCAGGACGAGUUAUAGAAGUAUCAAGCACAGAACCUGGUUUACAGGUAUACACAUCAUACUAUUUAGACAAUGUCCAGGGUAAAGCAGGUGCUACAUACGGACAGUUUAGUGCCUUCUGUUUAGAAACACAACAUUAUGCAGAUAGUGUCAAUCACGAUAAUUUUCCAAGUACAAUCCUAAGACCUGGUGAAACGUAUAGACAUACUACACAUUAUAAAUUCAGCACAAUGUGAGAAAAAAGGUUAAAUCGGUAUCACAAUGGAUUUACUGUUUAAAGAGCAAUACAAAAUUGUUGUUUUUGUAACAAAUAAAGAAUUUUAAUGUCAA
This is a messenger RNA of Mytilus californianus (California mussel), 1199 nucleotides long. RefSeq names its product galactose mutarotase-like. The transcript is spliced from 8 exons. The record is from RefSeq and is a predicted model, not a curated record. Gene Ontology annotation, biological process: glucose metabolic process; beta-D-galactose catabolic process via UDP-galactose, Leloir pathway. Gene Ontology annotation, molecular function: aldose 1-epimerase activity; carbohydrate binding. Bases 65 to 1105 code for a protein of 346 amino acids. NCBI's taxonomy places the organism in Eukaryota, Metazoa, Mollusca, Bivalvia, Mytilida, Mytilidae.